Messenger RNA from Caenorhabditis auriculariae, 4322 nucleotides. The record is from the annotation of a GenBank genome assembly. NCBI's taxonomy places the organism in Eukaryota, Metazoa, Nematoda, Chromadorea, Rhabditida, Rhabditidae.
AUGAGACAGUGCUCGCACCACCGGACAGAGCGAGAUGUUUGCGAGUUCGUCAAUGUACCGCCCCGACCUAGCAUUCUCUCGCCCCAGACUCCGUAUUUAUCUUUAGUGAGUAACAGAAAACCAUUUAUAGCCCGUUCACUGCUGGCUUGGGACAGCGAACGGGCGGUUUAACUUGCGCGGCGAUGGUAGGUCAUGGCGGCCAUGCAUGCGCCUUUAAAAAGAACCUCGUUUGAUGAAUUAUUUUUUUUUCAAUUGAAUUUACUUUUUCUUUUAAAUUAGUUUCAUUAAAUUCAGAUUUUCUUUCAGUCACCGAAAUAAAAAAUAAAAAGAAAUAAGUCAAAAAUUCAGCGUUUUGCGGAAGGCGCAUUGAUAGUCGUCAUGAUCUACCAUCUCCGUGCAAGCUAACCCGCUCUUUAGCCAAGCCAGCCGUGAACGGAUCAUAUCUGACGAUAAAUCGUUGUAAGACUAAGUUUUUCUUACUUUGAACUUGGCAUAAAGGAUGUCUGUGAUCGUUAUUUUAUAUUUUAUCGAAACAGACUCCAAAUUAUCAAAAAUAGACGCUGACGUGGAAAUGCCACUUGGCAAUAGAGUGAGAGUAUAUAAAAACUACGCUGAGCUGAACUAGCUAUUGAAACGAAUCGUCAUCAGACCAACUUUGACCAACGUGAGUUUGAAUCUCGGCGGAGGCUUCUGGCUCCUCGAGUAAACACGUAAGCGGAGCACGGCAUUGAUGAAAAGCUUUGAACAUGUGUUUCCGAAAAAUCUCCAUUUUUCUGCGCUCUCUUUGAAAGUUCGCAAAUUCUUUUCGAAUCAUCUGUACGAUUCACAGUAGAGUUCGCAAUUAUUGGAAAAAGCCAUAACCCGAAGAAACCUUAUUUUGCAACAGUCGAACUGGUAAUGGAAAGAAAGGUCAGAGGCGGCCGAUUGGAAAAAAAAAUUUGGAAAAUUCCGCCAUCUGGAAAAUAGAGAGCGGCUUGGAAUUGAUCACCUAAGAAUUGGUUCUGAUUUUGGUUUGGAAAAUCAUGGUUCGAAAAAGGGCGGGCCGCUUUUCUCGACUUGUAAGCAGAUUUAAAAAUGACAAAUCAUUGCAAAGGAGAAGUUUCGUUCAAAAAAAUUUUUAGAAAUCAACGGAAGAAAGUGUACCUUUGGUUCUGAAAGAACGUGCUUUGGUUAGGAAUGAACAUGUUUUUUGUUCGGAAUGAACACAUGAAAAAGUCCCUUUUUGGUUAGGAUGAUUACUCAAUUGGUUCGGAUUGAUUAGGGUCGGAUGAUUGUUGGCCAUAGAAAACCUAAUCAGCUUUAAGAAAAAAAAAAACAGUUUUUCUUUUGUGUUUCUUUCAAUUAUGUUGAUAUUUUUCAGCAUUGGACACUUUGACCAUCAUGAAGUGGAACUGCAUUGAAGGUAUCUUCAUUUUCUAAUUUUUUUUUUAAAACUGAUUCUUUAUAUUUCAGGAAAAUUGAGUCUGAAGCUGUUGCUAAUGAUGGCAAUGCUGAACGCUUUUUCUGCUGGUUUGCUUAUUUUUUCCCUUCAUAAAGUCCAUUCAGAUUUUGAAUGUCAAUAAGAAUGACGUCAUUCGAGAACGCUCUGCGAAUGCCUCGCUUUCUGAUUGGUUUAUCGCGCCAUUAGGGGCGGAGCUUCAGCGAGGACUUGACGUUCGAAAUCUGAAGAGACUAUACUUUUCGUCGAGAAGUUUAGCUUCAUGACUGACGAGGGAUAGAAACCACGUCGCGAUUUUGUAAAAUCGCAAAACGCUACUCCACUUCACUUUAUGAAAAACAAGAAAUACAUAAGUGAGAAUAUUUGUUCUAUAUAUUAAUUCACUCUGAUUGGAAGAAUGCGACGAGCCUGAAAAAAAUUUCUUCACGUUCGAGUUUUUAAUGUGAAGUCUCCAUAAUUCUAUAGAGUUCAUAGGCUUUUUUUCAGUUUGUUUUAUCAUAUUAUAACCCGAAAAAGUUCAGACGUAGUAUCUAAUAAGCUAGGUCAAGAUGACGUCACGAAAUAGAAUUUGCGUUUUUAACUAGAUGUGUCGCUAUGUCUUUGAAAAAAUCGAAGAAUCUUAUUAAGAUAACAUUUUUUUUGUCAUAUUCAGCCAACAGUGAAUAAAAGAUACUGUUGUACUCAAUAUUUAGAAAACCACAUUACGUUCAAGAAAAAAAAAAGUUUCCACAUCCAAUUUUGCUACAGAUUUGGGGAAAAUUUAUACCUUGCUCCACGAAAAGUGCGUUGCUAUUCAUAGAAUCGAAAGAAUAAAUCUUAUUGGAAAAUAAGUUUCAUGAUCAUGAAAGCGUCUAGAUAACGAGCAUUCACUACACCAGCCCUGUUACAAUCAAUGAGAUUCUUCAACUUGCAGAAGAUUGCUGCAAGAGACCCAUGUACGCGUACGGAGAUAAAGAAGGUUUCCCGAUCGAGUGCCAACCAUUAAAAUGUACCGAAGAAGUGAUCUACGCAGAAAAUGCGCGAAGUGGUGAAGAUAUCCACAAGUUUUUGUCUUCGGUUCAAAAAAGCAAUACGAUCACCAUGGUUGGAAACACGACAUCGUACAAUCCUGCCAGACUGGUAGAGAUUGUCCACAAGGGACCGGGUACGUUACAUUUCAUAGUGGAAAAAGGGAAAUACUGGCUAUUCUAAACAACUUUUUGGUUAAACUUUAAACGAAAGUAUAGUUUUUUAUUUGAUUUGGAAUAAGGGAACCUGGGCUUACAUCUCCCUACUGUUUCUAUUGUUCUCUACUAUUUCACUAGACUCCUUUUGCUUCCAUUUUCGGAAAAAUCAUCUUCUGUUUGUAGGUCCAGCAUUGACAUUGAUGAACGUCAAGUUGGUCGAUGAAUCUUUCGCGAAGUUAAAAACGAUCAAAGUGGACGACCUCUCGAAUUAUUGCAACGGCGGUACCGAACUGAUCAAGAUAGAAGGAAAAAUCCCCCAAGUUGUACUCGACCGACUGAACAAAGUGGAAAAUAAGGUAUUCUAGAAUAACGAGGAGAUAAAAAAGUAUAUUUCAGUUUUUCGAAAUUUCCAGCUGAUUUUCCUAAAUUCGUAGAAAGUUUGUCUUGACGCGAAAUGAUUAAAAUAUUUUAUGCUUUUUAUAAAAGUUGCACAAAACAUUUUAGCAGUUUUAUAACUCUCAGAGGAAUCGCAUCAUCAAGCCGAUCGCUUCUAUUGUUUGUAAUAUCCAUCAAGUAGGCUCAAAUUUACAGUCACGAGUAGCCUUCUAAUAUAUUUGUAAGAGGAAAUAUUUUUUUAGAACUAUUAAGAAAAAAAUAUGGUUCAAUAUUCAAACGCUUAUCGUCGGAAAUCAAUCUUCACUGAAAUCAUGGAAAAUUUUCAAAGGAAUUGUAUAUUAAACACUAUAAUAUUUCGUCAAAGGCAUAAUAUCAAAAAAGUUUAGUUUAGAUUUGAAAAGUAAAUGUAAUUGAGCGCUUCUGCAAGAUUAUUUCCCUUUGGACAACCUAGAAGCUUUUUAAGAGCAUGAAUGGUUUCAAAGGAAAACUCCAAAAAAUUCCCAGAAAAAGUAAUCUUGUUUCAGACUCUAGCUGCAUGCAAGUCACUGACGACUACUCAGCCGACGGUUCUCGGCGCCGCCCAGGGCUCCCAGAAUAUUGAUGCUGAGAAAGGUUAUAGCAACAGUGAGUUUGGAGAACAAAAAAACCAAUUGUGGAUUUCAGGGAUAAAAAAAAGAAAGACUCUAAGGUUUGGAAAAAUUAUUUAUCUUAUUUGAAAAAUAGAAAGACUGUAGGUUUAUAAAAAAAUUACAGUGAGAAAAUCUGGAAACCUAGCCUUUUUUAUAUUUCAUCAUUUUUUACGCCAUUGAGUCAAUAGUUUUUCGAUUUUUCGACCAAGUUGGGAAGACUUAUUUCGACUUUUCUUCUCAGACACGCCGCUGUACAUCGCCUGUGCAGUGAUAGUGGUUCUUCUGAUUGUGAGCAUCGUUUCGACGAUCAUCGCUCUCAAGCUCUACUUCUGCCACAAGAAGGACCGUCCCUCAGCUUCCUUAGGUAAUGGCUUUUGAUAGAAAAAAAUUAAGAAUUUUUGGUAGUUGUUCGCUGCCACAAACAAAAACUUGAACUUUAAGUUUCAAAUACAUUUGAUUAUUAAAAAAACUUAUUGGAAAAAUGGAGGUUAUUAGUAGUCAGGAAAUGGGAUUUUUAUUAUAUUUCGUUUUAAUGAAAUUUUUUUGCGAUUGUAGUUUAAGACUUCGAGGCUCUUUUUCUUAAUAUUUUCAAAUUUUUCUGGUCGGUUUUCAGGGGCUUCCGAAAAAGGAGCGCAGAAAAAGGCCGAGACCGCUAAAGAGACGUCCAAAGAGACGAGCCAGGAGAAGAAAUAA